Molecule: messenger RNA, 1958 nt
Organism: Anopheles coustani
Lineage: Eukaryota; Metazoa; Arthropoda; Insecta; Diptera; Culicidae
Gene: fidipidine
Product: coiled-coil domain-containing protein 93
Exons: 8
Coding region: 55-1866 (603 amino acids)
Biological process (GO): Golgi to plasma membrane transport
Source: RefSeq, a predicted model, not a curated record
AUUGUUGCUAGUAGAGUUGCAAUUCCGACGCCGUGUGUUUCCCUUUUCGCCACCAUGGCUACUAAGAAUAUCUUCUCCAAACAUCUCCCGAACGUAAAGCUUGCAACUCGUUUCGAUGCGGACGGCAAUGAGAUACAGGUUGAAAAACGAGAAGAUGAAGAGCAGAAGCGCAAGGAGCAGGAAAUUAUUGACGCGCUCGUCGGGGCUGGCUACUAUCGGGCGCAUAUUCUGGGACUCUCUUCCUUCGACAAAAUCGUGGGCGGAAUGACCUGGUGCAUCGAAGCCUGCGACUAUGACGUCAAUGUGGAUCUUCUGUUUCACGAGAAUCUUACCAUCGGACAAAAGAUUGCUUUGACGGAGAAAAUCGUUGGCGUGCUGCCGCGGAUGAAGUGUCCCUACCUAAUAGAACCACAUCAGAUUCAGGGAUUGGACUUUAUCAACAUUUUCCCGGUGAUUCAGUGGUUGGUGAAGCGUUCGGUAGAAAAUCGCACCAAGAAAGCUGACACACUGAGGAAGCUAGCGGCGACGCAGUUCCAGAACCACUUUACUCUCGAAUCAGACCGCCAGUUGCAGCGUUUGCGAGUAACACAGUUGGGCCAUCUGCAGGCCAUCGAAGCGAAGUAUCUUCCCAAGCGACAAUUCAAGCUACGGAAGGCUGCCGGUGGCGGGUGGAUACCGGUACGCCCACGAGGGGAUGCUACGGGACAGGAAGAAUCCGAAGAAGGUCAAUCCAUUGAAGAGGAAACUGAAGAUGAAGAUACGGAAGAAGCUGAGGUACCUUUGUCCACCGUUCGGGAGCUUGAUUUUGAAGUUUUAUUUAAAAGCUUUGCAAAGGAGCAUAAUAUUUCUAUCGAACUCUCGGAAACUGACCAUUCAACCCUGACGAAAACGUAUGACAUAAUCAAGCAAAAAUUAUCGCCCGAAGCACUUGAGCAAGUGGCCGAACGAAACCAAAUGAAAACUCAACUGGCAGCCAAACUUGCGCUGGAGAAGAAACUCGAGCUGGCUCGCAUUGAAUGCGACCAGCUGCAGGAAACGGUCCGUGAGGAGGAACAUCAGCUUCAGGUGGCCACUGAGCAAAAGGAAAACCUGGAGGAGGAAAUUCGUAAUCUCGACAAUCUGGAAAUCAGUGAAGAGAAUCAAAAGAUUUUGGAUCACGUUAAGCAACUCGUUUUAAAGAACGAACGUAUGAAGAAGCAGGAAACUUUGUUCAAAGAAAAUUGCAAAAAAGAACUUGCGGAACUGCAACAAAAGAUUGAAAAAUCAGAAGUUUCCACGCCGGAGGAAGAUGUGAAGGAACUGCAAAGGCAACUCGAUAUGGAACAGGAGCGUUUGAAGUCCCUUCGUUUGCAGCUGGCGAAGAAAAACCGGGCCUACGUUUCGAUCAACCGUCAGCUGGAUAACAUCCCGGAUCGAACUGAACUUGCUCAGUAUCAACGAAGAUUUCUGGAACUUUACAAUCAAGUCAGUGCAAAGCACCGGGAAACGAAGCAAUUCUAUACGCUCUACAACACACUGGACGACACAAAGCUUUAUCUGGAGAAGGAAAUGUCAUUGCUGAAUUCAAUCUACGAAAACUAUUCCGGUGCCAUGCAGACUCCCCACUCGAGGGAACAGUUUGUGCAGCAGUUCGAAACGAUCGUCGAGGGCAUCCGGUCGACGAAGGGUAAACUGAAGAAAAAGUGCGACGAUGAAAAGGCCAAACGUGAUGGACUGAACUCACAGUUGCUCUGUCUGGUGGAGCAGCAGCGAAAGUAUGCUGCCACGGUCAAGCAGCUCACGAUGGAAUGCCAGCGCAAUGAGGCCCUGCUGCAGCGUUUGAAGGCACUGAAAGCCAUUGCGGCUAGUGCUGGCCACCAGUCGUAGGCGCAACGAGUUGCUAAAUUACAGACCCAUUCCUUCGCCAAGCGAAAAUGAAACACCAUGAAUAUAUACUCUACCACCUGUUGUGACACGAG